CUUUCAAUUUUGAUUUUUUUUUCUUAUUGAGUUUGCUUGAUCGCGGCUUGGGCAAAUCUACUGUUCGAUCAGCUUAGUGUAGUUAGAUGCAUAUCUAUUGUCGCAAUUGGAAGUCUAAUGUGCUUGCCGCAUUGCUUUACGUUCAUAAACGAAUAUAUAUGAGUUGUAGUUUAUCAUCUUUUCGAUCUAUUGAAUUUCAUUGACUUACUGAGACUAUUAUCUAUUCGUUUAAAAAUGUAGUUGAAUUCUGCCGAUCAUUUUUCCUUAAAGUGUUUGAUAUUUCGCUCCAACCAAGUUGAAGAUGUCUAGUUUUGUGGGCGUUCUUGUUUCUGAUCAGUGGCUUCAGAGCCAAUUCACACAAGUUCAGCUUCGAAGUCUGAAAUCAAAAUUUGUAUCUGUGAAGACUCAAUCUGGACGAGUCAUAGUGGGAGAUUUGCCACCUCUGUUUAAGAAAGUAAAAGCUUUCGAUGACUUGUUCAAUGAGGAUGAGAUUAAGGGGGUCUUAAUGGAGUCAUAUCAAGACAUGGAUGAAGAAAUUGACUUUGAGACCUUCCUUCGGGCAUAUCUAAAUUUGCAAGCCCGAGCAAUGGAGAAAUCUGGCAGUUCCAAAAAUUCUUCUUCAUUUUUGAAGGCAACAACCACAACUUUCCAUCAUACUAUUAAUGAAUCUGAGAAAGCUUCUUAUGUUGCGCACAUUAACAGUUAUUUGGCGGAAGAUAAGUUCAUGAAGCAGUUUCUUCCCAUUGAUCCAUCAACAAACGCUUUAUUUGAUCUUGCAAAAGAUGGAGUUCUCCUAUGCAAGCUUAUAAAUAUCGCUGUUCCUGGCACCAUAGAUGAGCGAGCUAUUAACACAAAAAAGAUUCUUAAUCCAUGGGAGAGAAAUGAGAACCACACUCUUUGCCUCAAUUCUGCUAAGGCUAUUGGGUGCACAGUAGUCAAUAUUGGGACACAGGACCUAGUUGAAGCUAGACCACAUCUGGUACUUGGCCUCAUUUCACAAAUAAUUAAGAUUCAACUGUUGGCUGAUCUCAAUCUGAAGAAAACUCCCCAACUUAUGGAAUUAGUGGAAGACAGUGAGGAUGUUGAGGAGCUCAUAGGUUUACCACCUGAAAAGGUUUUAUUAAAAUGGAUGAAUUUCCACUUGAAGAAGGCUGGAUAUGAGAAGCAGGUCACAAAUUUCUCUUCAGAUGUAAAGGAUGGAGAAGCUUAUGCAUAUUUGCUUAAUGCUCUUGCUCCUGAACAUUCUGGCCCAGCAUCCUUGGCCACAAAAGAUCCAACUGAAAGAGCAAACAUGGUUCUCGAGCAGGCAGAGAAAUUAGAUUGCAAGAGAUAUCUCACUCCUAAGGACAUUGUGGAUGGGUCACCUAACCUUAAUCUUGCAUUUGUUGCUCAAAUUUUUCAGCAUAGGAAUGGCCUUACAGUUGAUAGCAAUAAAGUGUCCUUUGCUGAGAUGAUGACUGAUGAUGCACAGACGUCUCGUGAAGAAAGAUGCUUCAGAUUAUGGAUUAACAGUCUUGGAACUGUUACUUACGUCAAUAAUGUUUUUGAGGAUGUCAGAAAUGGAUGGAUUUUGUUAGAAGUUCUUGACAAGGUUUCACCUGGAUCAGUCAAUUGGAAGCAGGCAACAAAGCCUCCUAUAAAAAUGCCAUUCCGAAAAGUUGAGAACUGUAACCAAGUUAUAAAGAUUGGGAAGGGCCUAAAGUUAUCCUUAGUGAAUGUUGCUGGUACUGAUAUUGUUCAGGGGAAUAAGAAACUCAUAAUAUCAUAUUUGUGGCAACUAAUGAGGUUUAGCAUGCUUCAACUUCUGAAAAACCUGAGGUCACACUCCCAAGGUAAAGAGAUAACCGAUGCUGAUAUUCUAAACUGGGCAAACAGUAAAGUGAAGAAAGCAGGAAGAACUUCCCAAAUGGAGAGUUUCAAGGAUAAGAAUCUCUCCAGUGGGAUUUUCUUCCUUGAGCUUCUGAGCGCUGUGGAAGCAAGGGUGGUCAACUGGAGUCUUGUUACUCAGGGGGAGACAGAGGAAGAUAAGAAGUUGAAUGCAACAUAUAUUAUUAGUGUUGCUCGAAAACUUGGAUGUUCCAUCUUCCUGUUGCCUGAGGACAUUAUGGAGGUGAACCCGAAGAUGAUACUUAUGUUGACUGCUAGCAUCAUGUAUUGGAGCCUGCAACAACCCGAAGACAACGGCAUUCCAGAGGUUACAGUAGAUGAAGAAAACAAAACAAAUUUAGCUAAUGAGGUAUCAGAUUUAGCCAUCGAUGACGACGACGACGAUGACGAUAACAAGAACGACACAGUUUCAGAGAAAAUUGAGACCCAAUAGUGAUUAUUAAGAAAAUGCAAAAUACGGUCUUCUCAUAGAACAAUAGCAGGAAGAUGCCAUCCAAAUUUCUCGAUGUUCUUGGCACAAGAAGAAAUAGCCUAUUUUUUUUAUACAUAUAUUUUAGAAAAAUUACACAGAAGAAAAAAAUCCUGUAAAUUUUUGUUCAAAUUAAAGCCUUCGGUUGUUAGCUAUAUUCUUUGAUGGAAAUUAUAUACAAUUGGUCCCAAUAAUUAGAUGGGAAAAAGAGGCAUUGUUUUAUUUUCAUAGCGGAAUCACUUUCAUUUAUAUAUGAACACACACAGUUGAAGUUAUAUGAAGAAUUGAUUGUGAUGUACUUUAUCAGACUUCCAA
Molecule: messenger RNA, 2671 nt
Organism: Neltuma alba
Lineage: Eukaryota; Viridiplantae; Streptophyta; Magnoliopsida; Fabales; Fabaceae
Product: fimbrin-5
Exons: 14
Coding region: 302-2320 (672 amino acids)
Biological process (GO): actin filament bundle assembly; actin filament network formation
Cellular component (GO): actin filament bundle; actin filament; cytoplasm
Molecular function (GO): actin filament binding
Source: RefSeq, a predicted model, not a curated record